AUGGUCGCUACUGAUAGAUUAAAUCAAACUUCCAAUAUUUUACAUAAAUCAAUGAAAAGAGCAUCUAGUAUAGCGCAUCUAACUGCCCUUGAUCACCCUUUCAAAAUAUGUGUCAUUGGUUCAGGUAAUUGGGGUACUACUAUUGCUAAAGUUGUCUCUGAAAAUGCCGCUUUGAACCCUCAACUUUUUGCCUCCGAGGUAAGAAUGUGGGUUUUCGAAGAACAAAUUGAUGGUAAAAAUUUAACUGAAAUCAUAAAUACAGAUCAUGAAAAUGUUAAGUAUUUACCAGAUAUUAAACUACCAGUCAAUUUGGUCGCUACUCCAUCUUUAUUAGAUACCGUCAAGGAUGCUGAUAUUAUCAUUUUUAACAUUCCUCAUCAAUUCUUAGCUAAGAUUGUUCAACAAUUAAAGGGCCAUGUCGACUCACAUGUUCGUGCAAUCUCUUGUCUAAAGGGUUUCGAAGUCGGUGCUAAAGGUGUGCAAUUAUUAUCUACUUACGUUACCGAUGAAUUAGGUAUUGAAUGUGGUGCUUUGUCUGGUGCUAAUAUUGCCACUGAAGUCGCCAAGGAAAACUGGUCUGAGACUACCGUUGCUUAUCACAUCCCUGAAGAUUUCAGAGGUGAAGGUUACGAUGUUGACCACAAGGUUCUAAAGGCUUUGUUCCACAGACCUUACUUCCACGUCAGUGUCAUUGAAGAUGUUGCUGGUAUCUCUGUCGCAGGUGCUUUGAAGAACGUUGUCGCAUUAGGUUGUGGUUUCGUCGAAGGUCUAGGUUGGGGUAACAACGCUUCUGCUGCUAUUCAAAGAGUUGGUCUUGGUGAAAUCAUCAAGUUCGGUCAAAUGUUCUUCCCAGAAUCUCGUGUUGAAACUUACUACCAAGAAUCUGCCGGUGUCGCUGAUUUGAUCACUACCUGUGCUGGUGGUAGAAAUGUUAAGGUUGCCAAGUUGAUGGCCGAAAGUGGUAUGAGUGCUCUAGAUGCUGAAAAGAAACUACUGAACGGUCAAUCUGCUCAAGGUAUUAUUACUUGUAAAGAAGUCCACGAAUGGUUAGAAACUUGUAAUUCCGUUUCCGAAUUCCCAUUGUUCGAAGCUGUUUUCCAAAUUAUUUACAAUAACUUACCAAUGGAAAACAUACCGGACAUGAUCGAUGAAUUAGAAGUUUUCCGUUAG
This is a messenger RNA of Maudiozyma barnettii, 1170 nucleotides long. It is a transcript of the gene GPD1, whose product is annotated as glycerol-3-phosphate dehydrogenase (NAD(+)) GPD1. The transcript has a single exon. Gene Ontology annotation, molecular function: NAD binding; protein homodimerization activity; glycerol-3-phosphate dehydrogenase [NAD(P)+] activity. Bases 1 to 1170 code for a protein of 389 amino acids. Gene Ontology annotation, biological process: glycerol-3-phosphate catabolic process; carbohydrate metabolic process. Lineage: Eukaryota; Fungi; Ascomycota; Saccharomycetes; Saccharomycetales; Saccharomycetaceae. Gene Ontology annotation, cellular component: nucleus; cytosol; glycerol-3-phosphate dehydrogenase (FAD) complex. The record is from RefSeq and is a predicted model, not a curated record.